AGCAUUGUAUGGAAGGAGAUAGACAACUGAAUCUGGAACUGCUGCAGAACAUGAAUUUACAUGCUUGAUUACAGGAUCGCUCAAGCCCAGGACACAUGCCCUUCAAUAAAACCAGAACUAUGGAGUUUUGUCCGAUACACCGGAAAAUGCUGGAUUAUCAGGAAUGUCCAGGAGGUGCUCAACUUUACCAUUUGCGGAUUUACGCAUUGUCAGUCGUGUAACGACUUCUUCUCCGCCAGUAGUGGCACCAGCAAGAAAUGUGUCCGCGAGUUCCAGUACUUCUCCGUGUGGGCUUUUUGUGAAGGUCUCCCUGCACAGAACCAGAUCUCUAGGGAAAGGAUCAUCCUGCCAGUGUCUUGCAGCUGUAAGACCGUCCACUGCUACGCCAACGAUUGGUGGUGGAGGAGAUAG
Molecule: messenger RNA, 411 nt
Organism: Haliotis rufescens (red abalone)
Lineage: Eukaryota; Metazoa; Mollusca; Gastropoda; Lepetellida; Haliotidae
Exons: 2
Coding region: 61-411 (116 amino acids)
Source: RefSeq, a predicted model, not a curated record